Molecule: messenger RNA, 555 nt
Organism: Musca vetustissima
Lineage: Eukaryota; Metazoa; Arthropoda; Insecta; Diptera; Muscidae
Exons: 3
Coding region: 1-555 (184 amino acids)
Source: RefSeq, a predicted model, not a curated record
AUGUCGAAAAAAUUCCUAACAAUUUUGUUCCUUAUUUAUUACUUCUAUGUUGUUAUAACGAUUGCCAAGCGUACCUCUAAGCUACAAUUUUUUUCGUAUGACUGCAUCAACAUAACCUCACACGUUCAAGUAUUCGACUGUGUUUUCGAUAAGGAGGCCAAUAAUCGUUUCAUCUUUAGCGAACGUUUGAUGCUGACACGGGAUAUGAAUCGAAAUUUUGAAAUGCAUUUAUGGAUCAGGGUUAAGCCAUUGUUGGCCAAGAAGCCGCUGCAAUUUCUCGAUGUGAAAUUUAAUGUGUGCGAAUUUUUGGAUCAACCAUUGCAGGUGCAGUUGUUGAGGGGACUGUUGAUUGAGUUAUUCCGUUCCAGCAAUAUACCAUUGACGUGUCCUUUUAAGGGGAAUUUCUUAUAUCAAAUGAAUAAUUUCUCAUUUACCGAUGCCUAUUUUCCUCCCUACACCCCGGCAUUGAAUUUCACCUUUCAAAUGGAAUUUUUCGAUAAGAAAACCAUGUUUGCUAUAACUAAGAUAUCAGGGGAUAUUACACCAUUGCGUUAA